AUGAGUUCCUUCAAAAAAACCCACAAAAAGAACAUUUUUGACUACAUGCUGAGCGAUGAGCGCAAUCAAGCUGAAGCAACAGCUGGACUCAAUGAUACUGUUGUUUACAAAGCGUCGGCUGAGUCGCCCUUGAAUGGUUCUAUCAAGUGGGACUGGCCCUUGUUCCCUCCUGCCGUCCACCAUGCUGUGCGCCCUGCCGCCUUACGCCGGGACUGGUUUCCUGCCCGCCGGAACACCGAUCACUUCGAGCUCAGAUCCCCCGUGGCUCCCUUUGAAGAUACUUCCUUUACCAAUCCAAAUGUCCUUCCAAGCCAUUUCUGUGAGGAUCUUCCGUAUCCUUGCGAUCCGGUCGUGACACAGGAAUUUUACAACACUACCUUCGACCCCGAGCUCAUGGCCCUACUGAAUGAUACCGCCGUCGAUGUGACUGCCGCCAUUGCUGCCCUGGAUACAUACCGUGCUUCCACGACCGCUGGUCAUUCUGUCCUGGAGGAAUCCACGCAAUCUACUGCCACUGGUCCCCCCAUCAUCGAUCUGCUCACCCCGCCUAAAGAAACAGCCCGUAUCUCAACUGAAGUGCCCCGCACGAUUCAAUUCGCUCCGCCUAUACUAUCAGCUCAACAUCACAGUUGGCCUUGCACGGUCACACCGGUUGAUUCUGCCAUCUCCAUCGACCUGACUGUCAGUCCACCAAAUCCGAAUACCCAGACUUCCAACGGCACAAAGAGGGCAAUUCCCAUACCAAAAGAGAAACCGCAUGCUUCAUUUCCUAAUGAGUGGACCUAUGGCACACAAAAGAAGACUUUGGCCCAAUGCACACCUCUACCAACGACUGCGAAGCGAUAUCCCACCCCAAAUAGCCUCUCGCCUGGCGCGGCUUGCAAGAUCGCAUCCAACCCCCCAGUGUUGGAUAAUAACGCUGUAUUCAAGACUCCCCAGCGAGCUCCUCCAAACGCUCCACUUAAUACGAUAACACCAGUGACCCUCGAGACACAAAAGCCGCCCAAAGAGCAGCAAUACUCGAGACAGCAGAGCAUCUAUGGGGAUCGACAACAGCAACUGAAGAUAAUGAACGAGACAUUCCAAAACAACCUCCAGGAACAGAUUGAUUUCGAAAAGCAACAAUCAAAUUAUCUCAAUCAGCUAUCCCAGGCGACCCAAUCGCCUCAGUUGAUCCAGUCACUCGAUUCGUUUGACAGAGAAUCUGGGCGUGCAGACUAUCUACGUCAAUUGCAACAGGCUCGCCAACAGCAAACUCCACUCAUGCAGACAUCCCAGGCGUCUAAUCAAUUGGCCAACGAUGAGAACCAUCAACUGCGUUUGCAAAUGAGCCACCAGCAACAGCCUCAACAGCAAAAGCCUCACCAGCAACAGCCUUGUCAGCCGACUCAAAAAUUUAUGUUCGCUCCACAACAGAUGGAACACGAACAGCGCCUAUCCAAUAUGCCACUGGUCAAUCCACAGCAGCAAUACCUGAUGUCAUCUCUGCCACCUCAGGCAUGUCAGGCGACUCAGGGGGCUCAGUGGCAGAUGGAAUACAAUCUACAUAUGCAACAACAAGCCCUCCAGGGCUACCCUCCCCAGAAGCACCCACGACACCUCCAGCAGUUGCCCUUGACCCAGCCAAAUAUGACGCCCGGGAUGCCUCAGUUGGCCUACCCACCCCAGCAGGUGCAAGGUACUCCAAUUCAGGCUAACCAUUGGGUCGGGCCAGCCUAUGGUGCCCCGUAUCCAAAUCAACAACUGCAAGCUGUUCCUCACGGCCAGAUCCACUAUGCUGGUCAGACCCCUUAUACCAUCGCGCUUCCCGCGCAAGAAUAUCAAUCUGCUUUUCCUCCUCCGCCAUACCAAUUUGCAGCCGGUCGUAAUCAGCCAAUCGAUCGCAUGCACUUAGUCCCAUCUGAACCUUCCAACAAGCGAAAUUUUGCACUCGUGGAUAACAUCGUGCCCGAUUGCGUCGUGACUAACCCCAAAAGCGGUAGCCGAUGGUUCAUUCCAAACUCCAAUGAAAAAGGAAGAAUCUUCUUGCCCGGACCUAAGGGCAAAAAAGCCCGCAAAGCUCUCAAACUGUGA
Molecule: messenger RNA, 2073 nt
Organism: Penicillium nucicola
Lineage: Eukaryota; Fungi; Ascomycota; Eurotiomycetes; Eurotiales; Aspergillaceae
Exons: 1
Coding region: 1-2073 (690 amino acids)
Source: RefSeq, a predicted model, not a curated record